AUGAGCGAGACGGUGCUCAGCUUCCUGGACGCCAAGAAUGGAGUGGCCGUGAUCUGCCUCGGCUCGUGCGCGGCCCCGGCGCUCGAGCUGCGGCCCAUCGCAGAGGAGCUGCGGCGGAGGAUCUGGGGGCCCUGGCUGCCGCUCUGCGGGGGCGUGCUGCCCAAGCACAGGCCGCCGCCUGGCGCGCGCACCUGCAAUGCGCCAGUGGCACCAAAGGUGGAUGAGGCUGGCUGGCCCCUGGCGCUUUUAGUGGUGGAAGACAAGGAGCGAGCCGAGCCAGGCGUUGCGAGCCGGGAAGCAGCUCAAGAUGCCAGGCCGGAGCUGUUGGAGCCGGAGCCACCGGAGCCGCAGGAGCCGCAGGAGGAGGAGCCGGAGGAGGAGGGGUGCGACGGGUCCUCGGAGGCCUCGGAGGAGCUGCCGCCCGAGCGGCGCCUCAAAACCCGGCGCCCGCCCUCCCCGGCGUCCUCCAAGCAAAGUGCCCGGGAUUCGGAGGGAGGGAACUGGUCGAAUGACUUCGGAGGCCCUCCACUGCGCCGAGGCCGAGGCGUGACCGGGUCUCCAGCGUAA
Messenger RNA from Effrenium voratum, 567 nucleotides. The record is from the annotation of a GenBank genome assembly. NCBI's taxonomy places the organism in Eukaryota, Dinophyceae, Suessiales, Symbiodiniaceae.